AAACUCCGAUAAUAUAGAUGAUUUAGAGACUAAGUACUUAACCUACCUUCCACACGAUGGUUUCAAUAAUCAAAGAAUUGCAUUGGAAAAUUCAAUAUUCUUGGCAUGGUUUUUAAAUAGAACCCUGUUAAUUCCACCUCUCCUUCUUUUCAGUGGAGGUGCACCAUCUGUAUACCAGCAAUAUGAUAAAUUAUACGAUCUUUUAUCAAAAUCUAUACAACCUAAAAAAAACCAAUUUGAAUUUUGUUCUAAAAGAAAAUGUAAUAGCACUUCAUGUCUUGAGAAAAAUCCAAUGAAAUGCAGAAACGUAACUUAUACCCUAUAUAAUUGGGAAGAAUUAGUCGAUUUUACUUUUUUGAAAAAUAAUAUUAAAUAUAUUCAUCGUCAGGAUUUUAAUUUUAGUUACUUACUGGAAUCAAUUCACAUUUAUAAUAGUACAGAAGUAUAUAACGUGACAAAAGAUGAACAUCGAUAUCAACAACGAUAUUAUGAUGAUGCUACAUCAACAAUAGAACUUGGUAAAUUCAAAGAACGAGUCAAUUUAACCGAUUUAAGCAGAAGAUCCGAAAAAUUAAUACAUUUUGGAAGUAUAUUUUCACCAAAAAGAAUUGUUCGACAAUUACCUGAAAGUAUUGAAUUUUGGAAUAAGCUAAUAAAUCAAAUGUUACCGAACAAUCCAAUUAUAAUUAAUAUAGUCGAUAAAAUUAUUGAUAAAAUUGGAGGAACGAAUAGUUUUAUUGGUGUACAUGCAAGAUUAAAAAAUGGAUUCUUUGUCAAGCGUCGAAAUAAUACUGUACAAAAACUCAUUAAUAGAGUUCAAACAGAUUUUAAAGAUAACAUUUGUUUAACAACAAAAAUAUUUUUAGCAACAGAUUUAAAACAAAACCAUAUUUUUCUUAAACCAUUCUUUCAAACAUUCUCAUGUAUUUAUAUAUUAGAUGAUUUUAUUGACUUUUUAGAACCUUUAAAAGGUUUAAAAAACCUUAGAGAUGGUAUUAUUUUGUAUAAUUUUCUUAUACCGUUAGUAGAUUUAUUUGUAGUAUCAAAAGGUGGUAAAUUCUAUGGGACAGAAAAUAGUACUUUUUCAAGUUAUGCACAACGAUUAAAUGAAGUAUGGAUUAGAUGA
Molecule: messenger RNA, 1126 nt
Organism: Cetraspora pellucida
Lineage: Eukaryota; Fungi; Glomeromycota; Glomeromycetes; Diversisporales; Gigasporaceae
Source: the annotation of a GenBank genome assembly